AUGGCGAAGCCGUCUGUCACUCCUCGCUCCCUCCAAACCCGCAUCUCCCAUCUCCUCAAGCAUUGGCCCUCCGAUGCGGUCCGUCCAGCCUCUGUCUCCGUCCAAACAUACCUCCAAUCACAUCUAGCCCAGAAGCGCACAGAGGGCUCUCCCCAGUCACAAGCAACUUCCGCGCCCAAGCCUACUGGCGAGCUGUCAGAGGCCUCAGUCAACGCGCUGACCUCCCUUUUGAGUGAUCGCUUUGCGCGUCGCUACCCUUUGUCGCAAAAGGUCCGGUAUCCGGCGAGCGACCCAGACCACUACGAUAACCUUAUUCGCGAAUUCGAGGAAGCGCCAAAUCGCGACUGGUUCGGCCGCUUAAAGAAGAGACUGGGUGGCAUCCUCCGGUUGUCAUGA
This is a messenger RNA of Penicillium waksmanii, 396 nucleotides long. RefSeq names its product ubiquinol-cytochrome c reductase complex assembly factor 2. Gene Ontology annotation, molecular function: ribosome binding. Lineage: Eukaryota; Fungi; Ascomycota; Eurotiomycetes; Eurotiales; Aspergillaceae. Gene Ontology annotation, biological process: mitochondrial respiratory chain complex III assembly. The transcript is spliced from 2 exons. Gene Ontology annotation, cellular component: Cbp3p-Cbp6 complex; mitochondrion. The coding region runs from base 1 to 396 and encodes 131 amino acids. The record is from RefSeq and is a predicted model, not a curated record.